GCCCGCGCCCGGCCCCGGCGCCCCGGGCCUCCCGCCCGCGCUUCAUGGCUGCGCACGAGUGGGACUGGUUCCAACGCGAGGAGCUCAUCGGGCAGAUCAGCGACAUCCGAGUCCAGAACCUGCAAGUUGAGAGGGAAAAUGUGCAGAAGAGGACCUUCACUCGAUGGAUAAAUCUGCACCUAGAGAAGUGCAACCCACCUCUAGAAGUGAAAGAUUUGUUCAUUGAUAUACAAGAUGGCAAAAUCCUAAUGGCUUUGUUAGAAGUCCUGUCUGGGCGAAAUCUGCUGCAUGAAUACAAAUCCUCGUCCCAUCGUAUUUUUCGGUUGAACAACAUAGCGAAAGCACUUAAGUUUUUGGAAGAUAGCAAUGUAAAACUGGUUAGCAUCGACGCAGCAGAAAUAGCAGAUGGCAACCCCUCUUUGGUUCUCGGGCUGAUAUGGAACAUAAUCCUCUUCUUCCAGAUUAAGGAGCUCACGGGCAACCUCAGCAGAAACUCUCCAUCUUCCAGCUUGUCACCCGGCCCGGGGGGCAUGGACUCAGACUCUUCCUUCCCACCCACGCCCACGGCAGAGAGGAGCGCGGCGAUAUCGGUGAAAGACCAGAGGAAGGCCAUCCGGACCCUGUUGGCGUGGGUGCAGAGGAAGACGAGGAAGUAUGGCGUGGCCGUGCAGGACUUUGCGGGCAGCUGGAGAAGUGGGCUGGCUUUCUUGGCUGUGAUCAAGGCCAUUGACCCCAGCCUGGUGGACAUGAAGCAGGCCCUGGAAGACUCCAUGCGGGAAAAUCUGGAGAAGGCUUUCCGCAUCGCACACGACGCCCUGCACAUCCCCAGGCUCCUGGAGCCAGAAGACAUCAUGGUUGACACACCAGAUGAGCAGUCUAUCGUGACUUACGUGGCACAAUUUCUAGAACAUUUCCCGGAGUUGGAAGCCGAGGACUUUGUGGAUUCAGAUAAAGAAGCCCCUAUUGAAUCCACCUUUGUCCGCAUCAAAGAAACCCCUUCUGAACAGGAGAGCACAGUCCUCCUUCUGACUGAAAAUGGGGAACGUGCCUACAUGGUUAACCAUGAAACCAGCCACCCGCCACCCUCCAAAGUCUUUGUCUGUGACAAGCCCGAGAGCGUGAAGGAAUGCUACCCGGGUGGCGUUUCCAACCGUGCGCUGUCAGACAGCUCUUCCGAGUUCAUGCACCAGAUCACCGACCAGGUCCUCCAAGGGGUCACAGGUAAGACCGGCAGCAUCAGUGAGCCAUCUCCAGAAUCUUCCAUUUUAUCAUCCAGAAAGGACAACCAGAGGUCCAACUCUCUGCCAAUGAAGAAAACCGUGCACUUUGAGGCUGACGCCUACAAGGAUGCUUCCGGCAGUAAGGGCCCACCCUGCCGUCAAGACCUCCUUGAAGGGAGCCCAAGGGGGACAGAGGACUUGUGCAAGCAGGAUGCACACGUCUUGGUGGUUGAGGUUGCCGAGGAAAAGACGCAUCAGGAAGCCCCAAAGAUCCCGGAAGCAGCCUCUGAUGAGGCCCCAGAUGACAUUUCCUUGGCGGAUGGUAAGACCAGUCAUUCUGAGGCUUCCCAGCGUCCCCCCUCCUGGAAUGGGACGUUGGAGAGUGCAGCCAGCCAGGAGAAAGAAGGUCGUCCCCUUUCACCCCUGGGAGAGAAUACCGUUAUGGCCGAAUCCCUGGAGAUCAAGGUUAAGCUGCUGACUGUAGAACCUAUGGAUGAAGAAGACUAUUUCGAAGGCAUCCCAUUAAAAGCCUCUAAAUUUAACAGCGACCUAGUAGAUUUUGCCUCCACCAGCCGGGCUUUCAAUGAGGUUCCUUUGCCCCGGGAGAAAAAACCUGCCAAGGAUGAGGUUUUGGAGGAUCAUGCUGAGAAAUUGGGCAAAAGGAGAGCUAAAUCUGUCCACAAAAGGAAAGAUUCGGAUGAGCCCCCAGUGAAGGCUGACAAGCAGGAACCGCACAAGCACCCUGAGCGAGAAGAUGAAGGCUAUUCUUUGGCCCCAGAGGAGGCACUAGUGGAUAAAAAGCCGGAAGGAUAUGAGAAGGCGAAGCAGAAGUCCCCCCAUCGCCGUCACAGCGAGGAUGAACGGGGCACCGAGGGCCCACAGCUUGCCAGAGAACUGCCUUGCAACCCGCCGAACAGCAGUGUCAGCUUGGAGACCCUUGGCAGUCACAGCGAAGAAGGCCUGGACUUCAGACCCUCGCCGCCCCUCUCCAAGAUCUCCGUCAUUCCUCACGAUCUGUUCUACUACCCGCAUUACGAGGUGCCCCUGGCCGCAGUUUUGGAGGCUUACGCGGAAGGCUCGGAGGAUUUGAAAAACGACGAGAUGGACCUCGAAGAACCAGAGGGCUACCUGUACGACCUGGGGUCCAGGGAGGAGGAGGCCGAGGCCUCUCAGAGCAGCUGCAGCUUCUCCGGGCCGGGCGAGGAGCCCCCCAGGGCCGGCGUCCAGGCGCCGUCUCUCGACAGCGGGGCUGACGGUGCCAAACCAGCCUCGGAACCCGCUCCCCCACCCCGCCAAGAGGACCACCAGCAAAGGGAGGCGGAAGAGAGUGCCCCCGUGGGGAGCCAUCAGUCCCAGGAAUCCCCAAACUCGGAAAACAUAGCAAACCCUUUAGAAGCAAAGGUAAUGGAAGAAUCAAUCAGCAGUAAAAAAAAGGAAAAAAGGAAACAUGUGGAACACGUAGAAAGUUCGAUAUUUGUAGCACCUGGAACUGUUCGAUCCUCAGAUGACCUAGAAGAAGACACUGGCGACCACAAAGUCCUUUCCAGGACCAGUCACAGUGACUCCAGCAUUUACAUUCGACGACAUAAUAAUAGGUCUUUGGAAUCGGAUCAUUCUAGCUACGUUCAACUGAGGAACGCAGCCGAUCUGGAUGACAGGAGAAACCGAAUGUUAACCAGGUACAAUACAGAGAAGCUCACUGAGCUGAUUUUACAGUUUUAUGGCAUCAGAGCAGACAUGAAGAGGGAAUACAAACAUGCCAAGAUGUCCAUGAAAGUAUUUCUUACUGUUGGAGAACUAGAGGACCUAGACUAAGAUUGCUGAAUUGCUGUGAAACUGCCCAUGUAGAACAGCAAUCCAGAGAAAUCCCUAAAAUUCUGACUAUUCUGAAAUGCCCCAUCCCUGUUAAAGUUAUUGAAUCACUUAAUUUUAUUGAUUUUUUUUUUUUUUUUUGCUACGGACCAGAAUUGGCUUGGAAGGACUUAGGUUAUUGGCAUGGGAAGCCUCUGUCUCAAUAUUGCCCAACACCCAGGAGUGUAAUUCAUAGAACUCCUCCACUCUGGCUCCUAAAAAAGAGGCCAGACUUGUUUCUCUUCCCUGCCCUAAAAUGGAAAUAUUAAUUCACAUUUUCCACUAGGCUUGACACACUCAUAGGAAAAGAAUACUUGUAGCUUUUAUGAGAUAGAGACUUUGAAAAUUGAGCCUGCAGGGUUGAGAAAUGCAGUCGUGUUCUUCCAUGUUUUUGAGCAUUUAUUCCCUUUGUGAUAAAAAAUAAAUAUAGUUUCAAUUUUUUCUAGAAACAGUUUUAGGAAAGAGAAGGAAAUUCGGUCAGUGGUCCGUUGUCUGCCUGUGGAUCAGUUUCUAGACCCAGGCGAACGGUUAAUUGCCUCUUGGCCUCGCCUCUCACUGUGUCAGGAGACAGUUCAGAAACGGGGUGUUUGCACUUCUCAUAAUCUCCAUCACACGCCCCAAAUGACCCUAAGAAGCUUACGCCCUAGGCUUCUGUAAAUGCAGCUUCAAGCAGAGGCUCCCAACGCCCCUUCCACUCAGAUGAUGGCCCCCAACCCCAACCCUCCUUCGUGGGAAUCUGCAGCUGUGGUUGGUUACCACCACACUGCCCGCUCUGGGCUUCAUCCGCCAGGAAAAAACGAAAUGUCACUUUAACUACUUUCUGUAAAAUAAAAGAACAAUAAAUCUGACCAAAAUCAAAUCUAUUAAUUAUUUUAAAAGUUAUAUUCCAAAGCCAAAAACAAAACUUGGUGGUGGGGGGAUGUGUCUUUAUUUGUUUCUCGUGGCUAUUUUUAAAUUAUCUGUAAUCGAAGGACUCACUAUUCUUUUAGAUGGCUUAUGAAGGCCUCUCUGUCCUGAAUGAACAACAGAGAGCUGUCAGUAUCUAACCCUGCAUUAAGAGUACUGUGGGGUAAAGGAAGGUGUCCUGGACUGGGAGUUAGACCUGGCCCAGGUUCCAGCUCUAGCACAAAGUAACUGUGUGGCCUUGGGCAAGCUGCUCCACUCCAUGAGUCUCAAUGUGCCUGUCUGCAGAAUGGGCUGACAGCUCCUCUCUCUUAGUGUUGUGGAGAUGAACUGGGUACGUGUGAAAGCUCAGAGGACCACCUGGACCCCAGCCCUCUGCCGUGGGUCUGCACACACAAUGGGGGGCCUCUUGGACGCCUCCCUGGAAGCCCUCAGCUCUCCAGUCGAGCAGUGAGGUUGCAGUACAGGGAGGGAGUGGGGUCCACUCGACUGGGGACCUGCUCGUAAC
This is a messenger RNA of Diceros bicornis minor, 4482 nucleotides long. RefSeq names its product calmin (gene CLMN). Gene Ontology annotation, biological process: nuclear migration. Bases 45 to 3035 code for a protein of 996 amino acids. The record is from RefSeq and is a predicted model, not a curated record. NCBI's taxonomy places the organism in Eukaryota, Metazoa, Chordata, Mammalia, Perissodactyla, Rhinocerotidae. Gene Ontology annotation, cellular component: meiotic nuclear membrane microtubule tethering complex; nuclear outer membrane; cytoplasm. Gene Ontology annotation, molecular function: actin filament binding. The transcript is spliced from 13 exons.